AUGAGCGACCUGAGAGAACGCCUGUCACGGUUGGGUCUUGCCCAAUAUGUCGAGGUCUUCGUGACAGAGGGAUUUGACAUUUGGGAAACUGUACUCGACAUUACAGAGUCGGACUUAAGCCAUAUGAACGUCAAACUUGGGCACAGAAGAAAACUCCAACGAGCCAUCGCCGAAUCAAGAGGGCAAUCUCCAGGCCGGCCCUUGACGACCGCGCUUGCUGGAGGAGCCAGUGCUGAGAGCAAUUUCCGUAGCGACGACUCAGCGACCGAGAGCAAGGCCAAGCAAAGACACAAUGCAUUAGAUGGGUCUGUUGGCACAAGCACGAAGCGCAAAUACAGGCGACAUCCGAAGCCCGACGAAAAUGCUCCCGAGCGACCUCCGUCGGCCUAUGUUAUUUUCUCCAACCAGGUCAGAGAGCUUCUGAAAGGACAAGACCUAUCCUUCACCGAAAUCGCCAAGGUUGUUGGUGAACGAUGGCAGGUCUUGCCAGCAGAGGAACGCGAUGCUUGUGAGCGUCAAGCCAACAGCGCAAAAGAAAAACACUAUGCAGGGCUUGCCGAGUACAAGAAGACACCCCAGUAUGAAGCGUACCAGAAGUAUCUUGAAGACUUCAGAGCUAAACACAAUGCGCCCACGAAGGAAGGUAAAAGAUCUAAGUUGGAGACAGAGGCGAUUACGUCAUCGAUUCGAAACAAUGGCCACGAAGAACAGGAUCGAGCAGUGAACAGGAGGUUUAGCAUAGCCAUGACAGAUUCUCCUGCUGGGCGGCAUAGUUCAGGGUCCACCCCUCCGACCAUGCCUGCGCGCCUUCCAGCUGGAGCGUCGUACCCUUCGAAACCGAAUUCGCCAGCUUCACACUCCAUGUCCGCCUUGAACUCACCGCGAGGUGGCGAGCUUUACUCACCAGUCUCCGCAUCGCCACAGUCGAACGCUUUGCACAGAGAUACAUUACUCGAAGCAUCUUCUGGUCAUCUGGCACGAGAAGGGAGAGGGACUCUGGAUCUUUCUGCACCAUACCAUCAUUCGCUAUACCAUCACUCGCAUCUGCCGCCUUCGAACAUGACAACGCCAAUGAAUCAUUACGCUCCACACUAUCAGAGUUUUGUCGACCUGCCAUCACGACGGUCAGCAAGGGAGCCCGGAACGCACCUUCCAGGUCUUUUACACGAAGACACAUCAUUGUCUUCUGAGAGCAAUCACAGCAAUCACAGUCUACUGCCGACUGCGCAGCCCGGUCCAAUGGACCCAACAAAGUCACUCAGGAUGCUCCCACAACCCGUGCCCAGUAUUGGACCCGCUCAACCACCGGUGAACCGAGCACUACCCCAUGCGCCAUCUGUACCGCCUGCGCUUAUGCAAUUGCAGCCAACCGACUACCGGGCUCAGGGAUCUUUUGCUGCCCUUGUCAGGGCGGGGGAGAUUGCAGCACGGGUUGCAGAUGGGGAUCAGGCGAAGAAGGAUGAUUCCCUGUAA
Messenger RNA from Ascochyta rabiei, 1473 nucleotides. RefSeq lists its product as uncharacterized. NCBI's taxonomy places the organism in Eukaryota, Fungi, Ascomycota, Dothideomycetes, Pleosporales, Didymellaceae. The coding region runs from base 1 to 1473 and encodes 490 amino acids. Gene Ontology annotation, molecular function: protein binding. The transcript has 6 exons. Gene Ontology annotation, cellular component: nucleus. Gene Ontology annotation, biological process: regulation of gene expression. The record is from RefSeq and is a predicted model, not a curated record.